UUUCGUGAAAACCCUUGCCCUGAACCAAAGUUGUUAAAUACAUUCACAAAUCACAACACACAUUCCAAUUCCGAAAGUUCCUAAAUUCACCGUUCCAGUCCUAAUUUAAUCCAAAUUCACCGUUCCAGUCACCAAAUCCCACGCCACUCUCUCCCUUUACCCCCAAAAUAUUUUUCUCAGAUAUCCCUAAAUUCUCUUUCUCCUCCCUCUUCUUUCCCUCUCCCCAAAAACAACACACAAUUUCACACACCCACAAGAACUAAACACACCAAAGCUCAAAUCUUUUUUUUUUUUUUAAAAUUAUCACCCAUCAUUAUUACAAGAUUAUUACCCAUGUUCGAUUUUCUUGGAUGAUGCUUUCCUUUUUUUACAGUAGCAGUAGCAGGAACCUCUUCCUAGAUAUUGCAGCUGUCGAUAAUAUUUCAAAAUUUUCUUGGCCAAAACCCCAACUUUUGUUCAAUGCAACCCCACGAUCUCCACCUGUAAACCCUCCCUAGACAAUCCCUUCUCCGAUCCCCCUCACUAUCAUGUCCGACCCACAGCCCUCCUCGAUCCAACACGAUACAAACAAUACCCACUCGGAAAGCAAAGCUGAAAACAACUAUAACAACAGUAAUAGUAAUGCUAAUAACAGUAGUAGUAAUAAUAAUAUAGUUGUCAAGAGAGAGAGGCCGGCGAGGGAGUGUACGAAAAGGGCAGCGGCGAGGUUACAGGCGGCAGCAGCGGCGGAGGCGGAGGCUGCUGCUGCAGUGAGGAAGAAAAAGUCUGGAGUUAGGAAAGAAAGGUUAGCGGCUAGGUUAUUGAGGGAUGAGGAGGAUGAGGAGGAGAAGUUUCUAGAAGGUGAUAAUGAUGAUGAGGAAGGCGAAGAAGACGGGUCGCCAUCUUCGUCAAGGCAACAAUGCAGCAAGAUUGUCACACAGCUUGUGGGAGAGCCCGAGCCUUCGCAGUUGCCACGGUGGAACCUGCGGUCCAUGUGGCAGUUAGCUUCCAUAUUGAAUUUCUUGAAUGUUUUUAGGCCUUUGUUAAAUAUUAGAGUGGAGUUCUCAGCGGAGGAAUUUGAAACAGCAUUGAUUACUCCAAAUGAUACACUUGGUGAUAUACAUAUGCCUUUGCUAAAGGUUGGUGAUUUUGUCGUAAUUCAAUUGCUUUUGAUGCAAUUUGAGCUUUUACAUACUCAGGUUUGGUGCUGCAUUCACUUAGUAUUUGAUGGUUCCUACUUAACUCUAGUUCUCUUUGGUGUUGUGGCGACUCCUUAUACUAAGUGUAAUGGUUUUUUGUAUUUGUGAACCUUUAGA
Nicotiana tabacum (common tobacco) is the source of this 1295-nucleotide messenger RNA. The record is from RefSeq and is a predicted model, not a curated record. Lineage: Eukaryota; Viridiplantae; Streptophyta; Magnoliopsida; Solanales; Solanaceae.